GUGACAUUUUGGUGAGUAUAAAGGUGAUGCUGCCGCUGCUCCCCGUCAGACUCCUGUGGCGCCACAUCAAAGUCAGUUCAGUACCUGGUGCCAGACAGAAGCCAGGAACCUGUGACCUCACAGAAACAUGCUGAUCAGGAUCUUUGUUAUUCUGUUGGCUCUGAUCAUCCUGUUGGUCGAGGGAGAGCUGGACUCCAGCGAUGGAGUAAUCCAAUCCCUGUCAAUAGACAAAGACUCCACCUGGGAGGAAAUACCCACAGAGGGAAUGAAUGCCAUCUCUCCUGAUCAACCCGAUGAGACCCACAGUUAUAGAGGAGGACAAUCAGACACCAGAAGCACCAGUGCAGAGACAGCAGAUGCUCCAGCAGUCCCUGAUCUGCCAGUACCGGAAUCUGCUGCUGAGCCUCAAAACCCAAAUCCUGCUGCUGUAAACAGUGUCGAGGAAGACGAUGGUGAGGAGGAGAGCUCAGACUCUAAAGAAAGCAGCAAAAAGAAGCCCAGUUCAGUCAACCUGCAGCGCCGCGCCCCUCAGAGCCUUGCCGCCCCUUCCCAACCUGGCGCUGGCAACCCAAAGGUGACAGUACGAAGCCGAGCAUCCAAGAGAAGGUUGAGGACUGGCCCUCGCCAAAUGUAAACAUUGGCACAUGCGUGCGUGCACACACGCACAGAGGGUUCUAUCAUAUCUGUAACAAUAAGUAACUGGAUCCACUUGAGUUCACUGAAGUCAUUUUAUCAUGUUUGUUUUUCUGUCAGUGAACAGCAUGUACUGUACAUAAAGUGAUUUAUCAUGUUUUACAUCAGACACUGAAACUAAAACUGGAUAAAUUACUGAAAAUGUUACAAGGCCAGAAAAUAAAACACAACAGUUUUUUUUUCCUUUUUUCAGACAGCAGAUUAAAAUGUAAAAGUGCCUGAAGUGCUUGCUCUAGUGGAAAUGUUGGGUCUCUGUAAAUGAUACACACAGUGCAAUCAAGAUUUGCUUUACAUGUAAUGUGCAUUUUUAUAAUAUCUGUUGUGAUUUGGUAUUAUACAAAUAAAACUGACCUGAAAAGAA
Messenger RNA from Thalassophryne amazonica, 1054 nucleotides. RefSeq lists its product as uncharacterized. The record is from RefSeq and is a predicted model, not a curated record. The transcript is spliced from 10 exons. Lineage: Eukaryota; Metazoa; Chordata; Actinopteri; Batrachoidiformes; Batrachoididae. The coding region runs from base 128 to 634 and encodes 168 amino acids.